UUAAAUUUUUGGGUUGCAGCUAUGUCAAGACCUACCUUUUGCCAGAUAAACCAAGAGUUGGAAAGAGAAAAACAAAGAUUAGGAAGAAUACCCUGAAUCCAAUAUUUGAUGAAACGGUGCAUUACAACAUCACUAAGAAUGAGCUGGAAAGAAGAUUUCUGUGGUUGUCAGUCUUGGGCAAGGUCACAUUUGGCCACAAUGAGUCCCUGGGUGAACUUCUUUUGCCUCUUAAUAAGCAGAACUUUGGUGACACCUCGCCACAAUGGUUCCAGCUAUCAGGAGGCCGUGUGGCUGCUGGGGAUCAAGGCAUUACUGACCCGCAGACCACCAGAAGAACAGAGAACCAAGUUCUUGACCAAGCCCAUAUGAGCAAUCAGUUACAAAAUGUGUCUACUUCAUUGAAGACACCAUUACAACCUAACGUUGGCAACCAGCAGGAUGACUUCCAAUCCCAGACAACCAGGAAGAUGGUUGCACAGGGACAAUACCAACAGAUUCAACCAUCAUUACAACCUAAUUUUGGCAACCACUGGUUGCAACAAAGCAAUUUUCAAUCUCAGACACUACCUGGUGAGUCAGCGGGACAAAAUAAACGCUAUCACCAAGAAGGACAAUCCCAACAUAGCAGACUACCUCAGGUGCCAGUCACUGACAACCGCCUGGAGGAACAUGGUGAUGACCACUUUCAAACAAUGAGGAAAUCAGGUUAUGAAUUUGCAUCUUUACCCCCACAACAGGACCCGGUGGCUGCUGAGGAUCGAGACCAGGGUUUUACUGGCCCUCCAAUCAUCACAACAACGGCAAACCAAGUACUUACCCGAGUCCCUGGGGAUAAUCAGUUACAACGGCCAUCUAGGACAGUAGCACAAGAGAAUACUGGGGUUCUAAGACAGACCCCAACUAAUACAGGCAAUACAACUAAUAUAUACAAUGUUCAGUAUGUUUACCACAAUUAUGGUACAGAUGAGAAAUCGAUGCCACAAAUGAAAGGGAAAGAUAUUACGACAUCAUUUUAUAAACAUGUCCCUCCACGUGUAAGAAAACGACUAUACGAGGCUUUUUGUCAAGUUGAUGUAUGGAACCAAGUGAAGAAGAUGUAUGGCAUUUCAGAUGAUACCCCAUGUCCUCCUGAUGUUGUGUCUUUAUUGUUGUCUCAAGUCCAUGGUUCUAUUGCAUCUUUCAUCAGUGUGUUGUUAAAUUUAAAGGAACGCCACAGAGAAGGAGAGCAAGACAUUCCACAAGAUUUGAUUGAUGAAGUGAAGGAAGGACUUCUGAGUGAAAUGGAGUACAACAAACUGAGAGAGAAAGUGGUUGACUUUGCUGAGGAACUUUCCAUUUAUAUAGAAAGAAUUUUAGAUCACCUGUAUCAGUUUAAUGUAAUACCAGAUGAGGAGACAACAAAGUUAAAAAACGAUGCAAAGAGAAAUCCACAAGAUGCUUGUAGAGAUUUGUUCAAAGCACUCCUUGCGACCAGUCCUAAAAAAGAGACAAUUAAACAUCUUAAAGCUGCAUUCAGGGAUUCUGGUCUCUGGUAUCUGGCAGAUGAACUAGAAGUCAGCUACCAGGAUGUAGAGGAUGAGUUACAGAAACAUGGAGGUGGCCGGCCUUCUUGUGAAGAGCCGUUGGACAUAGGAAUGGCAGCUCCACCCAAACAUGUUGCAGGUGAAAAUCCUAUUGAAGAAAAUUAGAACUACAUUUGUACAGUAUUUGACAGUAUGUGCCAGGAUAUUUAUGCUGUUCGGGCCUUAGUGGACUAAGAAGCCUAUGGUGUAUUACCAUAGAUAUUGACAUCAGAUAAAUAAAAUGACUCUCUAUUUUUUGUGAUUUUGAACAACCCUGCAUAAAAAACUACAACCAGGCAACCACUUAUACCGUUCAGCAUCAUUUGCGUAAAAAAUAUCUUUUAACAGGAAGAUAACAGAAAUUUUAGAAAAAAAUAGUGGCCCAUAAAACAACCAAUACUGUGAGGGGACUUCAAUGUUGAUUUGUCUAAGAUCUCCUAAAACCUGUUUGUGUUCCUUCUUUAUAAUACCACCAACAUUUAAUGGCGUCAAAGCACACUAUCCUCCUUUUUACCACAUUUAUGUGCAAGCUGUAAAACCAGUAGAAACAGGUACACUGUGCACCUAUUACAGUGUCAUGACCCUGUAUAUGUUAUUAUCUAUGUACAAGGUGUAAAACCAGUAGAAACAGGCACACUGUGCACCCAUUACAGUGCCAUGAUCCUGCAUAUGCUAUUAUACCCAUAUAUACAAACUAGCUUAUAAAUUACUCCUUUAGUUCUCUCCCAUAAAAAAAUGGGUAUUUGUAAAAAGCAUUAUAUAUAUGUAAAUAGUGUCAGUAUGUGUUUAAUGUAAAAACUUUAUUCUGAUAAUUUCAACACCAUCUAGUUUUUGUAAAUAUAUUCCCUUAAGAUGGCAUCACCACAAAUACAUGUGGAAGAUGUUUCAAUAUGUAACACAUGCUUAAGAUAUAAUACACUCAGCUUUCUCUCACACAGGGUAUAGUUUGAUUAUUUAACAUGUGUAUGCAUAUAAGUCCAUUAAUUAUUUUGAUAUUAUUCAAGCUGGAAGUUUUUAGAUGUAGCAUUGUAUUUAAUUAUCUACAAGAGCACUGUAUACAUGCAGAUUUUUUUAUUGAGCACUUUAUGCUAAUAUAUUGCCCUCAAAGAUGACAACACCACAUAUAUUUAUGUAUGCAGAAAUGUUUCAAUUUGUUUCAUGCAAGAUAUGAUAUAGUUUGUUCUCAUUCACAGAGUAUAGGUUGAAGAUAUCGUAACUUGAUGUGUACUGUAUAUAUAUAAGUUCAUCAAUUAGUUUUACAUUACCCAUGGUGGAUGUUUGAAUAUUUAACAUUGUGUUGAAUUGUUUUUUAACCACUGUAUAUGUGUAAAAAUUUGAUAUUUAAAUUCAGUAAAUGUAUUCCCUCAACAAUAUGGACACCAUAUAGUUUAUAUUAGUAUAUUCUCUCAAAGAUGGCAACAACAUGGAAAGAUGUUACAAUAUUUAACAUAUUGAAUGUUUUUUUAAUCUAACAUGUAUAUAUGUGUAUGUAUGUAUGUAUGUAAGUUCAUUAAUUAGAUUUAUUUAGAUCAUUCAUGGCUUUUAUCAAAUUAGCAUAAAUAUCUAUAUGGAAAGAUGGUUUAUAUCUAACACGUUUAAAUAUGUAAUCACUUUUCACUGACAGAGAGCUUAAAUUGACAUGUUUUAGUUUAAUAUCUAUUAUCCUACUGUGCAUAUCAGUUCAUCAAUCAGUUUUAAAUGAUUUGCGGCUUUUACAAAAGUACCAAGAUGUGGUCCUUGAAAAUAAACUC
Lingula anatina is the source of this 3313-nucleotide messenger RNA. RefSeq lists its product as uncharacterized. Gene Ontology annotation, cellular component: exocytic vesicle; plasma membrane. The record is from RefSeq and is a predicted model, not a curated record. Gene Ontology annotation, molecular function: cysteine-type endopeptidase activity; neurexin family protein binding. NCBI's taxonomy places the organism in Eukaryota, Metazoa, Brachiopoda, Lingulata, Lingulida, Lingulidae. Gene Ontology annotation, biological process: exocytosis; regulation of apoptotic process; proteolysis.